GCCAUAGGAAAUCAUUCCAGCUCUACUUCCACCCAGCCUUUCUUUAUGUUUAGCUUAGCAGACUCUCAGUGUAUUCAUUCCCUUUUAUUUCUAAGCAAACCCGAGCAAUGUGCUAGAGAAACACAACCCCUCUGGGAUGUUCCCAGCCUUGGCUGGAGCCGCUGAGCCCCCCCCCCGGGGCCGGGAGGCUGCCUCUGGCUGGAGCUCAGCGGGCGGCUCUCUGGGACAGUGCUUUGGGAUCCAAGCCGGCUGUGUGAGGGCAGAGCAGAGCCACUGCAGCCCUGCUCGGCAUGGCGCUGCGGGGAGCCUGCCUGCUCCUCUGCCUCCUCUCCCUUGCCCACAUCUCCAGCCAGCAAAACGGGAAAGCCCGGCAGAAACCAGCAGCUUCCAAGAAAGAUGUGAGCCUCAAAAUGAUUGAAGACCUGAAGGCCAUGAUUGACAACAUCUCUCAGGAGGUUGCUCUACUGAAGGAAAAGCAAGCUCUCCAGACAGUUUGCCUGAAAGGCACCAAAAUCCACCUAAAAUGCUUCCUUGCAUUCCCGGAGACCAAGACCUACCACGAGGCCAGCGAGAACUGCAUCUCGCAGGGCGGCACGCUCAGCACCCCGCAGGGCGGCGAGGAGAACGAUGCGCUCUACGACUACAUGCGCAAGAGCAUCGGCUCCGAGGCCGAGAUCUGGCUGGGCCUCAACGACAUGGCCGUGGAGGGCAAGUGGGUCGACAUGACGGGUGGCCCCAUCCGCUACAAGAACUGGGAGACUGAAAUCACCACCCAGCCCGACGGCGGCAAGCUGGAAAACUGCGCGGCCUUGUCGGGAGCUGCCAUCGGGAAGUGGUUCGACAAGAGGUGCAAAGAGCAGCUGCCCUAUGUCUGCCAGUUCAUGAUCGUGUAGCUGCGGGGGUCCCCCCACAACACAGGUCUUCCCCCUGGGAUUAUAAAGCUGUAGGUAUGUGUGUGUGUGUGUGUGUGUACAUCUAUGUUUGUGCGCACACAGGUUUGAGUAGAGCCACUCUUUGCAAAGAGAGUUGUCACAGCUCCAUGUGGCAUUAGAGAGCGUUAGAGCAUUUCACUUGGCCACAUCCAGCCCCGUUAGCAGCUGCAGCGUUCUUCCUAAGGCACAAUCUAUAGAUAUAUUUUUUUACACAGGGAAUUUAUUAGGACUAUAGAGGCUUGGUUGCUUUGGCAAAGAACCAGUGCAGCAGUCCAGCAACCAGCCACAGCUAUCACUUUUUCCCAUCUUGCUGAGCUUUGUUGGGACACCAGCAUGGCUAGUUCCUGCCUUCUUCUCUUGGUUUGGUUCCCCAUAAGCCCUGGCAGAAACCCGUGGGAGCUCCGUGUUCCUCCUCACAGUGCCACAAUUCAGGCUCCUGGGGAUGGAGGUCCUGUCUUAACAAGCAGAGGGAGUUACUCCUGUUUUGCAUUGAGAGAUACAAUUGGGCUUAUCGGCUGAGUAGCAGCUGCUCAAUGGGUCGUCUGACUAGUCCAGUUAUGUGCAUGACUGAAAUAGCAAGUACCAGGCAUGGUACCACUAAUUCAUUCAUUACUUACCAGACAUUGACUUAGUGAGAAGGUGGGUGUCCUUUCCAGAAGCAUUCCCUGCUUUCCUGGUCCUUUUCUCAUCAGCCAGAAGCCAGUUUCACUGAUUCCCAUGGGAGAGCGAGACCCACUGCCAGAUCCUUAAAAAAAACCCAUUGGAAGCUUUAUUUACGCUCCAGCACCAUGGGGGAAGCAGUGAUGACUUGCAGCAUAGUCAGUCAAAUAUAUUAAUGGAAAUGGAAGAUGAAAGCAUUACGUAAAUAACAGAAACUUAAUGCUAUUAGGGAAUACUCUGCCUUAUGAAAAACAACUGUGUAUUGAAAACAAACUCCAAGACAACUUGCUUUACCAGCUUUAGGAAUCAUCUGACCCCUUUAAGUGAUGGAAACCCAGCUGAAAUAUUCCAGUCUUCGUUGGGCCAUGCACAGUCCUUAGCAAAUAUAAAUCUGAAGGCAAUUUUUUGCUGAGAAGAAGGUUAAAGACAAUAAAAACCAAAGAACCAGCAAUGAUGGGAAAGAGGUGAAGGCUACCCCAGCAGUGUAAUGAAGCUUUGAGGGCUGUUGGCUGGAAGGCAGCAGUGGUUCUUUGCAGUCCUGUGCUUGGUAUUACCCCUCCAGUCCAAGCUGGGGGUGUUGAGGCAUGAUGCUUUUGGGGAGCCCAUGGGAGAGGUAUUUCCAUUUGCUGCUUUGUGUAAAAGCAGCUCGAUGGUGGGUCUUCCAAGACAUCAAGUGGGAGCCAAGCUGGAGGGAUCAGAACAGACACACAAACGCAGAGUGCACACUUCCAAGGCUGUCACUAUUGCCAACCUCUCCGCUGUUUGAAUGACUAUAAAAUAAAGAUACAUAUAGAGCUUGCUGAAGGAAUGGAGUUGA
Molecule: messenger RNA, 2409 nt
Organism: Pezoporus flaviventris
Lineage: Eukaryota; Metazoa; Chordata; Aves; Psittaciformes; Psittacidae
Gene: CLEC3B
Product: C-type lectin domain family 3 member B
Exons: 3
Coding region: 291-893 (200 amino acids)
Source: RefSeq, a predicted model, not a curated record